Messenger RNA from Cryptotermes secundus, 1755 nucleotides. Its product is annotated as NKAP family protein CG6066. The record is from RefSeq and is a predicted model, not a curated record. The coding region runs from base 97 to 1083 and encodes 328 amino acids. Lineage: Eukaryota; Metazoa; Arthropoda; Insecta; Blattodea; Kalotermitidae. The transcript is spliced from 6 exons. Gene Ontology annotation, molecular function: chromatin binding. Gene Ontology annotation, biological process: regulation of gene expression. Gene Ontology annotation, cellular component: nucleus.
CUUUUAGUUACGCAUGUAGGUGGUGGCAAUUGGUUUAGGGCUGUUUGGGUUUUGUUGUGGUUAUGUUUGGGUGAGGUUCGUACUGUGUAGUGCAACAUGGGGAAAGACAUGGAUUCUUCUCACGGUUCAGGUAGACAUAAAGAUAAAAAUGAAACAUCUCGCAGUAGUAGGAGCGAUAAAGGAUCACAAAGUAGAAGACCAGGAAUCAAAGACAGUCAGAAUGCCAAUGGACAUUUGGACCGUUGGCCUCAUGACAAGUUCGCAGAUCUUGAGCAUUCAGGUUCUGGAGGACAGGGUUAUCAUAAUUACAGGGAUAGACAUCGACAUCUACAAGAAGAUGACUUCAUGGAUCAACGCAGGCAAGAACGAGAGAAAAUUGGGUUAAUUGGAGUUAUGCAAGUAUGGGGGAAGUCGCCGCCACGUUCGGAAGAUUCAGAUGAGGUGGGCUCAACUACAGCAGAACAUGCGAAGAAAAGAGAUGGUGAUAGAGAUAUAUCUGAGCCAAGGAGGAAGAAAAAGAAGUUAAAGUCAAAUAAAAAGAAAAAGAAAAGCUCACACAAGAGAAAUAAAAAGGACAAGAAGUCAAAGAAGAAGAAAAGGAAGAAAGUCUCGAGUAGUUCAUCCAGCUCUUCGGAAGAAGCUGAGGAAGUAGAAUUGUGGGUUGAGAGAAACAGAGCUGAAGCCUCUGGCUCAGAAGAUGAAGAUGGUGUGCUGGGACCAAUGCAGAAGCAGCAUGUAACUCUGUCUACCAAAGAUUAUGGAAAGGCUCUCCUGCCUGGAGAAGGAGCUGCUAUGGCAGCUUAUGUGGCAGAAGGGAAACGUAUUCCACGAAGAGGAGAGAUAGGGCUUACAUCAGAUCAGAUAGCAUCUUUUGAAGCUGUUGGUUAUGUUAUGAGUGGAAGCAGACAUCGUCGCAUGGAGGCUGUCCGUAUCCGUAAGGAGAACCAAAUUUAUUCUGCUGAUGAAAAGCGUGCCCUAGCAAUGUUCAGUAAAGAAGAACGUCAGAAACGAGAGAACCGGAUCUUAAGUCAGUUUAAAGAAAUGGUCAGCAGUAAACUGGCCAGUGAGAAGGAUAAUGAAUGAAGCUCUGACGUGGAAAAUUCGCCAGUCACUUGAUUGAAGUCUGCCAAUCCAGAAGAAAUCCCAGAUGUAUUAUGAAGGGGUGCUCUUAGUUUUCUUGCUGUUUUAGGUUAUAUUUUUAAUCUUAGUUUAUUAAGAGGGAAAUAUCAAUUUUUAUUGAGGCAAGUAGCUGAUACCCUACUUUAAGAAAUGUAACAUUGCCUUGGUGACUAAUUCUAGACCUGUUACAAUUUUAAAUAUUUUUUUUCCAAAAGUAUUAUACAUGGUCAGCUUUCCUUUUAUUGAAAAUUUAAACUGCAUCCAUCUCAGUAUGACUUAUGGAAUCAUGCUCUGGUCAAUGCUUUCUGUUUGUUUACAAGGGGAAACUGAUUCCAUUUAUUUUUAACGCAGCCAAGCCCUUCUUUUGCUCAUAAAAUUAAGUGCCCAUUUCACUAAGUUUGUGUUGUGUUAUUCACAUGUAUUAACUAUAUAAAAGACCUCGAUGUUAUGUUAGUAAACUGUAUUGUUAUUGUAAUGUAAAAUACAUAUAUUUUCACGCAUUGCAAUUGCUAUGAAUUAUUUUAUCACAUGUAAUAUUUUUCUCUCUCAAUAGCCUAACAGUUUUAUAUUGUAAUAUGUAUAUCCAUUGCUAGGGAAAAGCUAGGUACACACAUUCCUUAAAGAAAAAUUCUUGGC